AAGAUGAGUCAUGGAUAUUCAGAAAACAACAAUUUCCUAAACAAUAACAACCAAAUGGUGUUGGACAUGAUCCUUUACCCAUUAAUUGGGAUCCACCAGACCAUCAACUGGGAAUCAGUGGCAAGGCUUGUGCCUGGAUUAACACCCAAAGAAUGUGCAAAGAGGUUUGAUGAACUGAAGAACAGUGGAAGCUCACCUGUGGACAACCACUAUAGUCCCCUCAUGGCUGCUGGAGAGAGUCCUGUUGAAACUUUAGCCACGUAUAUCAAAUCCUCGCUUCUUGGCACACAAAGAGAAUUUCAGGAGACUCCAGUUGGUCAGGAUGCAGUUUCUAAAACAGGAAGACAUAGUAUAGCUUCCACAAGGAAUUGUUCUUCAGAAAGUGAAAAUUGUACUACUCAUAAUGGUGGAGAAAAGACUGAAGAAUCUGAAGGGCCAAACAUGGUGAUCCAUGUAUGUGAUGAAGCAAAAAACUUGAAAGAAGAUUUUAUUUGCCCACGAGAUCUUUUGAUAUCAGAAAUGAAGUACUUUGCUGAAUAUUUAUCUGUGGACGCCCAGCGCUGGGAAGAGGUGGACAUUUCAGUUCAUUGUGACGUUCACAUUUUCAACUGGUUGAUAAAAUAUGUUAAAAGGAACACUAAGGAGAAUAAAGAUUGUGAGAUGCCCACUUUAGAGCCAGGAAACGUCAUUUCAAUUCUUAUUUCUUCAGAAUUUUUGAAAAUGGAUUCAUUAGUUGAACAAUGUAUUCAGUAUUGCCACAAAAAUAUGAAUGCCAUAGUAGCUACCCCAUGCAACAUGAAUUGUAUUAAUGCAAAUCUUCUUACACGUAUAGCUGAUCUAUUCACACACAGUGAAAUUGAUGAUUUAAAGGACAAGAAAGAUAAGUUUAGGAGUAAACUUUUUUGUAAGAAGAUUGAGAGACUGUUUGAUCCAGAAUACUUGAAUCCAGAUUCUCAGAAUAAUGCAGCAACAUUAUACAGAUGCUGUUUGUGUAAGAAACUUUUAACAAAAGAAACAGAAAGAAGAAUUCCUUGCAUUCCUGGAAAAAUCAAUGUGGAUCAACAUGGAAAUAUUAUCUACAUUCAUAUAAGAGAUAAGACUUGGGAUGUUCAUGAGUAUUUGAAUAGUCUUUCUGAAGAAUUAAAAUCUUGGAGAGAUGUAUAUUGGCGCUUGUGGGGAACAGUCAACUGGCUAACUUGUUCAAGAUGUUAUCAGGCUUUUCUGUGUAUAGAGUUUUCACAUUGUCAGUAUCACUCAGAAACAGUGAUUUAUCCUACUGCAGGAAGUUCGCUAAGUUCUGUUGGCACUGGAAUCUAUCCCUGCUGUAACCAAAAGGUUCUUCGGUUUGACCCCACUCAGCUUACAAAGGGUUGUAAAGUGAAGGACCACAUGGUUGUUCUUCGUGAUCAAGGUGAAGGUGAAGAUUUGCUGUCCUGCCCAACUGCCAGAAUACUGGAUGAUCUGCAGAAACACAAAGAUGUCAUUCUUGUGCCUUUUGCUAAAGAUACAGUCAGUGAUUCUGGUGGUCCCUGUGAUGAAAAGGGUCUAGACUGUGAUGUUUUACUGGAGCCAAAUACACCAUGGGGCCCCAAGAGUGGGGAGCUCAAUGCUUUCUUAUCACUGAAAAACUGGACACUGCAGCUGAAACAGCAGUCAUUAUUUUCAGAAGAAGAAGAAUAUACCACUGGGUCCGAGGUCACUGAAGAUGAAGUUGGAGAUGAAGAAGAAGUAUCCAAGAAACAAAGGAAAAAGGAGAAGCCAAAGAAAUUCACUAAACAACCAAAAAAGCAGAUGUCUUCACCCUGUGGUCAGAAGAAAGAAAAGGCAUUGGAGAAGUCAACUUCUAGAGAUGUGUCUCCUUUCAUUGUGAGUAUGCAGAAGAAUAAGUGGGAUGCCACAAGAUCCUUGAGAUUCAACCAAGAUGCACAAAGAGAAGAUGAUCAACGGCGGAUGUCUGAAAUUACAGGGCACCUAAUAAAGAUGAGAUUGGGUGAUCUGGACCGAGUCAAGUCAAAGGAAGCAAAAGAAAUGGAGAAACUGAGUCCCAGACAUGGCAACUUGUCUAAGAGAAACAGAAAGAAUGACCUGAGCAAUGUGCCCUUGAUGACGGUAUUGCUAUGUUAAACAAGUUAACACAUGCAUGUAAAGCAAUUAGAACAGUGCCUGACAUAUCUGGGCAGAGACACAAAGACACAGAGAAGCAUUAGAUAGGUUUACACCAGUAUGUUAAUAGAGGUCAUUUCAGGGAUGGAGCAGGUGAGGCAGAAUUAUAGAUGCUCUUUCUUUUCAUUGUUGUUUGCCUAUGUUUUCUUUGUAAUUAUUAUUAAAUAUUUAAACUAGACAGAAAAGUACAGAGGAUAAUACAACAAACAUUCAGGUACCUACCACCCAGCAUUUUAACAUAAUAAUAUGAUAUAUAUAUAUUUUUUUUUUUUUAAGAAAUGAAGCAUUUCAAAUACCCUCACCCUAUAUAGAUAACACUGCUUCUAGCUCUUCCUUUCCCAGAAGUAAACACUUCUCUGAAAUUUGAUGUUUAUUAUGCCCAUGCAUGUUGUUAUACUUUUACUAUAUAUACUAUGUAUCCAUAACAUAAUAUACUAUUUAAACUUUAUAUAGUGAGCUCAU
Molecule: messenger RNA, 2625 nt
Organism: Lipotes vexillifer (Yangtze River dolphin)
Lineage: Eukaryota; Metazoa; Chordata; Mammalia; Artiodactyla; Lipotidae
Gene: SANBR
Product: SANT and BTB domain regulator of CSR
Source: RefSeq, a predicted model, not a curated record